GUGGGAUAUCGGUGUCAUUUUGACUGGAUGAGACAUUUGUUCACUCAUCCAUUCAUCCAUACCUUCAUCCCUCCAUCAGCCAGAAGAAGGAUCUGAUGAGAGGUCUUCAGAGACUGGAGAGAAGAAAAGACCUGCUAUGGCCAGCGCAGCUGAUGGUGUCGGCAGCCUGGGAGCUGAACACAACCACCUGGGUGUGCCUGUCACGGAUCACAGAGCCUGGGCCACGGCCAUGAACAACCUGGGCAUCGUGCCGGUGGGCAUCAGCAGCCAGCAGCUGGUUUCAGACCCUCUGUGCAUUCAGAGGUUUGACGCCGGGAUUGGAAUCAUCGCGCCCAUCAACACCCUGAUGACAGGCAUCAGCCUGGUCCCUCCUCCGCCCGACAUGCCUGUCAUCAAGGAGAUCAUCCACUGCAAGAGCUGCACCCUGUUCCCUCAGAACCCCAAUUUGCCUCCUCCGUCCACUCGUGAGCGGCCACCUGGCUGUAAGACGGUGUUUGUCGGAGGUUUGCCAGAAAACGCCAAUGAAGAAAUCAUCAGGGAGGUGUUCGACCAGUGCGGGGAGAUCACCGCCAUCCGCAAGAGCAAGAAGAACUUCUGCCACAUCCGCUUCAGCGAGGAAUUCAUGGUGGACAAAGCUAUUUACCUGUCAGGCUAUCGGAUGCGUAUUGGAUCAAGUACUGAUAAAAAAGACUCGGGAAGGAUCCACGUGGACUUUGCUCAGGCCCGAGACGACCUCUAUGAGUGGGAGUGCAAACAGCGCCUACUGGCCAGAGAGGAACGCCACCGACGGAAGAUCCACGAAGACCGCCUGCGGCCGCUGUCUCCUCCUCCCAUCGUGCACUACUCUGAGCACGAGGCGGCGCUUUUAGCAGAUAGACUGAAAGAUGACUCUAAGUUCACUGACGCCACGGCUGUACUGUUCACGUGGAUCGACCGCGGCGAAGUGAACCGACGGACUGCCAACCAGUUCUACUCCAUGAUCCAGUCGGUCAACAGUCACGUCCGGCGGCUGAUGAGCGAGAAGGGUCAGCACGAGGAGGAGAUGGAGCAAGCCAAGGAAAUCUUCAAGAACGCCCUCCUCGCCAUUUUGACUCAGUUCGAGCAGAUCACCGCCGUUUUCACCGCCGCCACCAGGCAAAAGGCAUGGGACCAUUUCUCAAAAGCACAGCGCAAGAACAUAGACAUUUGGCGCAAGCAGUGCGAGGAGCUGAGAAACGCCCACAGUGAGGAGAUCAUGGGCAUCCGGCGGGAGGAAGAGAUGGAGAUGUCGGAUGACGAUUUGGAUGAAAAUCCGUCCAAGAGGCCGCGCUCUGACGAAAACGGAGUGUGCGAUCAAAGCCACGCCUCUCUGAAGGAGGAGAACGACUCCCUUCGUUGGCAGCUGGACGCCUACAGGAACGAGGUGGAGCUGUUGAGGAGUAAAUCGUGUCGCCCCGACGACGAGCAGACGCUGACACGCUCGCACAGUCCCACGGCUCAGAUCCAGCUGCUGCAGCAGAGCAUCAGCACCAUGCAGCAGCAACUUCUCAGCCUGCAGGAACAGCUGAGGAGUAAAGAAGCUGAGCUGGAUCAGGCCAGAGAGGAGCAGCGCCACCUAGAGGGGGAGGUGGUCUUACUCCGAGACAAGCUGCUGAAUGUUAACGGGGAGGCCAUAGAAGUGAUUAACGGGAAGCUGCACGAGAAGGGAAUCAACGGUUGCGUUCCUUCACUGUACCACAGCAGAGAGCGGAGGAGUGAAUUCGUCACCAGAGGAGGCGUCGCUUCAGAGAAGGAGGUUCUGCUGCUCGGUAUUAUUUCCACGUUCCUCCACGUUCAUCCAUUUGGGGCGAACCUUGAGUAUCUGUGGUCGUACAUCCAGAGGCUGGACUCAAAGGUAUCGGCGGUGGAGCUGGAACGCUUGAUGGUCCGUCUGCCGGCGAUGUUCAGGCAGGAGCUGAGCGGUGUCGGCGCCACGCUGGAGAAACGAUGGAAAUUCUGUGGAUUUGACAGCCUGGGAUCAGCGUGACGCAGGGCAAACGCACACACACCCGCCACGGAAAACCAGGCGAGCGCCUGCAGACCUUAACCUGCGUGUGUGCGUUCCUGAAUCUUGAAUCUGACAAAUGAUCUUUAUUCAGACACUGGAAAUGGAACAGACGUGACAUUAAUAAUAUCUCAGAUUUUGGCUGAUCUGCCUCUUGACAAAAUAUUUAUGGUGAGAGUUGGACUACAGCAGGACUUGACACCUUGGGUCAGGCCUGUGGAACCACCCAGGCAGUCCGUCCUCACCUCAUCACUUCUCCAACCAGGAAAACCUCUGACCCUCAAACUGUUGUCUUCAUUUGUUCAUCUUCAGAUAAAAGUCCAGCAUUUCUAAGCCCCCACCACCACCACCACCCCAGGGUUUGUUGGAUUUUUUGGGGGGUGGGGGCGGUGAAUUUUGUUCCAUUACAUCACCUUGAAUCCAGAGAUGUUUAUGUUAGAAUAAACUGAUUUUCACGUGGUGAAAACUUUUGAGUUUGUGCAUGUUCAGAAAGCGUUGACCUGGUACCACAUUAUUUUGGGUGACGCGAAAAAAACAAAAGCAACGCAAACGCAACCGGAGAGAUCUGGAGGAAAAUUAGGCUAAUUAGUGUAAUUUACAGAACAUUUAAUUGUUUGUUUGAACAAAUGCGCCCAAUAAAAA
Thalassophryne amazonica is the source of this 2665-nucleotide messenger RNA. RefSeq names its product ecto-NOX disulfide-thiol exchanger 1 (gene enox1). Gene Ontology annotation, cellular component: external side of plasma membrane; plasma membrane. Gene Ontology annotation, biological process: ultradian rhythm. The record is from RefSeq and is a predicted model, not a curated record. Lineage: Eukaryota; Metazoa; Chordata; Actinopteri; Batrachoidiformes; Batrachoididae. The transcript has 14 exons. The coding region runs from base 137 to 2005 and encodes 622 amino acids. Gene Ontology annotation, molecular function: RNA binding; protein-disulfide reductase activity.